Parus major (Great Tit) is the source of this 1546-nucleotide messenger RNA. Its product is annotated as protein HGH1 homolog. The coding region runs from base 1012 to 1530 and encodes 172 amino acids. The transcript has a single exon. Lineage: Eukaryota; Metazoa; Chordata; Aves; Passeriformes; Paridae. The record is from RefSeq and is a predicted model, not a curated record.
ACCUCGUAAAGCUCCGGUUUAUUCCCAGGCGUUGCUGUGGGAGGAAGGGAAGGGUUAAAAGGGAGGAAAACCGGGAAUUCCAUCCCGGGAAUUCCGGGAUCAUCCCAAGGGAUCCCAUCACGGCAAUUCCGGGAUCGCUCCCGCCUCUCACCGCCCAUCCCGGCCGGGCCCGCAAUGCCGUGGAACAUCCCCGGCUGAGCCUGGAGGGCUCUGGGCCCUCUCUUCGAUCCCGAUUAUCCCGAUAAUCCCGAUAAUCCCGAUAAUUCCGAUCCCGACGAUCCCGGUCCGGUUCCCGGCGGCUCCGCGGCGCUUCCGCCUCUUUCCGUACACACUCCCACACGUCCCUCCCCUUCCAACAGAACUCGGCGUUCCAUUGGCUGAGCCACUCCGCCUCGCUGCUUUCUCCUCGCUGAUUGGCUCCUGAAACUGUCAAUCAAAUUGGUUGCCGAGCGACGGCGACUGAGGGGCCGCAGUGCGCUUUCCGUACAAUUUCGCCUUCCCACAAUCCCCCUUCUUAAGUCCCGCCUAUUCCGGCGUGUCUCAGCAUCCAAUUGGCUCAUCCCUUCCACUUCUCCGUUUUCUCGUCGCUGAUUGGUUCUUGGAACCGUCAAUCAGAGCGGUUACCAAGCGACGGCGCCAUGUUGAUCCUGCCAUGGCGGCGACCGCGGAGGGGCCGACUCUGCCCGGCGAAACCCCCCGGGCGGCCAUAACCGGGUUGACAGCGGCGCUUUCUGAGCUUUCGUGGCUUAAAUAAACCUAGGCUCGGCCGCGGCCAUGUCCGUGUGUCCGUACGGCGGUUUUCCGUACAACCUUCCUUCCCACAACCCCUUUCUCCCUUAAUCCCGCCCUUUCCACCAGCAAGCCCGCACUCCAUUGGCUGAUUUACCGCUUUGCCGCGGUUUCCGCGGCGCUGAUUGGCUGUUACACCUAUCAAUCUCCCCUGAUUGGCUGUUACACCUAUCAAUCUCCUCUGAUUGGCUGUUACACCUAUCAAUCUCCCCCAGCGCGGCCAUGAUGGCGGAGACGAUGGCGGAGCCCAAGAGCGAGGAGGCCGCGGCGGCCGUGGCUCUGUCGGAGCUGACUGCGCUGCUCUCCCCGUCCUCCCCCGCCGCUCCCGCCGCGGCCGAAGCCGCUCUGGCCCUUUCCGGCAGCGCCUCGGGCCGGGCGAUGCUGGCGGGACACCCCGAGGCCUUAGCGGCCUUGGCAGCCUCGGCCUCGCGUGGAUCCGAAGCCGCCUUGGGCGCCUUGGUGAACGCGUCCUCCGAGGCCGCGGCGCUGGAGCCGCUCCUGGCCGCGCUCCCUUCUCUGGUGCCGCUUCUGGCGAGCUCCGGAGGGGCCUGCGGGGUGCUGGCCAACCUGUGCCGGGCUCCGGGAGCGGGGCCGGCCGUGCUGAGGGCGCUGGGGCCCGGGGCCGAGGCGCUGCUGGCCGCCCUGAGGGCGGAGCGGCCGCCGGAGGAACUCGGGGCGCUGCUCUGGAACCUGAGCCGGGACAGGAUGGGAAGGGAGAUGCUGAUGGAGAGAUCCGGGUGAGAGGGGAGAUAAAGGG